AAGAAAACAUAUAGAAAUCUACAAGAGAUAAUACAAUAAACUAAAUAAUUAAGAAACACAAUGGCAUCCUUUACCCUUGUCACCUCUCUCCCAAAAUUUGGCCCUGCUGGAGCAUCUAUUGCAAGGGCUCGUCCAUGGAAUACUAGGGUCUUUGCAGCUGCUACCCCAAGACCUAUUCAAGUACCAAAGUCACAUAAUGAAGAUGGCUCAAUAACCACCGAUGGUAUCAAGCAAGGAGCAAGUGAAACAGUCAAUAACAAUUUGAAUGAACCAUUACAGGAUAAGGCUUAUUCCACUGCAGAACAUGUGGUUGACAAAACAAAAGAUGUGGCUAAUAAGGCUUCAGCAGCAACACAAAACAUUGCAGAGAAAGCAAAGCAAACAAUGCAAGAGGCAUGGGAUUCAACUAAGAACACAGCCAAUAGGGCUGCAGACACUGUGUUGGGAAAGACUCAACAAUCUUGUGAUUCAACUAAGAAGACAGCCAAUAAGGCUGCAGAUACUGUGGUUGAAAAAGCUCACCAAUCAGCUAAUUAUGUCAAAGAAAAUGCAGAGGCAGUGAAGAAGAAUAUGAACAAAAAGAAUUGAUUCAAACACCAUGCUAAUUUCAUGUCAACUAUUUUGCCACUUUAUUUUUGUUUUUGUUGUUUUUUUUUUUUAAUAUUUCAUUUUGCAAUUGAUAUGGCCCCAAAUAUGGAGAAGAUAUAUGUCUCUUCCCAGUGCCAUAUAGAUGUGAAACAAAUGUCAUUUUGUUUCAUCUGUUAAUAAAUAUUUGAGUCUUUCUUUUA
Messenger RNA from Cicer arietinum (chickpea), 788 nucleotides. RefSeq lists its product as uncharacterized. NCBI's taxonomy places the organism in Eukaryota, Viridiplantae, Streptophyta, Magnoliopsida, Fabales, Fabaceae. The record is from RefSeq and is a predicted model, not a curated record.